Telopea speciosissima is the source of this 850-nucleotide messenger RNA. Its product is annotated as surfeit locus protein 2-like. The record is from RefSeq and is a predicted model, not a curated record. Lineage: Eukaryota; Viridiplantae; Streptophyta; Magnoliopsida; Proteales; Proteaceae. The coding region runs from base 13 to 786 and encodes 257 amino acids. The transcript has 5 exons.
ACUGGAGAAGCUAUGGCGACGGUGGAGGAGACAAAACCAGACUCUGCUGCAGAAGAGAAGGAUAAGAAAAAAGUGAAGGAGGGUCAUAACCUGCUGGGGUCGCCGACGUUUAAGGAGCUGGAGAACGGUCGAUUCAAAUGCAUAGAGACUGGCCAUGAGUUGCCCGCCAAAGACAUGGGGUCCUAUGGUCAGAGCAAGCGCUGUCGAUUGGGUCUCAUUGACUCUGCUCUUUCUCUCCAGAAACCCCCCCUCAACAUGUUCAAACAGGAUCCUCUCUGCCGAUCAAAGUUAAAAUGUAAGCUGACAGGAGAUACCAUCAAUAAAUCUGAGGAACAUAUAUGGAAGCAUAUAAAUGGGAGAAGGUUCCUCCAUAAAUUAGAACAAAAGGAAGAAGAAAAGCUAGCAUCAUGUGACACAGUACUGGUAGAGAGUAAGCAGCUUUCUCACAAGGUUUCAAAAUCAGACAUGAAUGGUGUGGAGACGGAUUUAGAAAACAACGCUGGCCUGGAUGACUCUCGGCCAAGGAGAUCUAGUGAUAAUGAAAAUGAUUUAGAAGAAACCGACUUCUGGAUCCCUCCUGUUGGGAGCCGCUGGGAUAAUGAUGAUGGUGGAGAUCGAUGGGGUACAGACUCAGAGCAGGAAUCUGAGGAAGGUAUUAAAGUGGAUGGAGUAGAUGGAAGUGGCACCGAGUCAGGAGAGCUCUCCCAGCGAACGAAGCGAAUAUCCAUUGAAGUUGGGCCUAGUAGCUUUGCCUCGAGAAAAAAGAAAAGCAAAAUCAAUUCCUGAUAACUGCAGUUAAACGAAGUAGUGGUCUUUUUCUUUGUGUCUCCCCCCUCCCCACCUUUUUUUU